AAGAGGAGACAAAGAUUUUUAUUUUCAUAAUGACUUCAGCCAUCCCAAAAGAUUUAAAAUGUAUUUACUUCAAGUCGAUGGCAGAGUACGGAGUGCAGAACGGCGUGAACGGGCUUCAUAACCUAAGCGAACCCAAUGAGCAGCAGUCACACGGAGAGCUCUUCCUCACAGAGGCCUUUAAAGUGAUUGUGGAGGAGGCAGUGCGCAAAGGAACCGAUGUAAAUGAGAAGGUGUGUGAGUGGCAGGAGCCUGAACAGCUGAGAGCUUUGUUGGACUUGGAGUUGCGAGAACAUGGGGAAUCCCAUAAGCAAUUGCUCCAGAGGGUUCGUGACGUGGCCAAGUACAGUGUCAAAACCAAUCACCCUCGAUUCUUUAACCAGCUGUUUGCUGGAGUGGAUUACCAUGCCCUGACUGGACGGCUUCUCACAGAGACGCUCAAUACCAGCCAGUACACCUAUGAGGUGGCACCUGUGUUUGUGCUGAUGGAGGAUGUGGUACUGCAGAAGCUGCGUUCGCUGUUGGGGUGGAACGAAGGGGAUGGGAUCUUCUGCCCUGGGGGCUCCAUCUCCAACAUGUGUGCCAUGAACGUGGCACGGUACUGGGCAUUCCCACAAGUCAAGACACAGGGUUUAUGGGCCCUUCCCCGGCUGGCCAUCUUCACCUCACAGGAGAGUCACUAUUCGACAAAGAAGGCUGCUGCAUUUCUGGGGAUUGGAAUAGACAAUAUUUACCAUGUGAAGGUGAAUGAAAGUGGCUGUAUGAUUCCAGAGGACCUGGAAGCAAAAAUUGUGCUUGCAAAAUCACAGGGGGCAGUACCAUUUUAUGUCAAUGCUACAUCUGGCACGACAGUCCAAGGUGCCUUCGACCCACUGGAGCGCAUUGCUGACAUCAGUGAGAGGAAUGGCAUGUGGAUGCAUGUUGAUGCAGCCUGGGGGGGAAGCGUGCUGCUUUCCCAGAAACACAGACAUCUGGUCUCAGGAAUUGAGAGAGCUAACUCUGUGACCUGGAACCCCCACAAAAUGAUGAUGGCAGGCUUACAGUGCUCUGUUUUUCUCCUCAGAGACACGACUAACCUGCUCAUGCGCUGUCAUUGUGCCAACGCAACGUAUUUGUUCCAACAAGACAAGUUCUAUGACAUAAGUUUGGACACGGGGGAUAAAUCAAUCCAGUGUGGGCGUAAGGUGGACUGUCUGAAGCUCUGGUUGAUGUGGAAGGCAGAGGGCAGCCAGGGGUUAGCAGAACGGGUUGAAAAAGCGUUUGCACACACAAGUGCUCUUGUUGAAGAGAUGAAGAAAAGAGAAGGCUUUCAACUUGUCAGUGAGCCCCAGUUCGUGAACGUGUGUUUCUGGUAUAUACCACCCAGCCUUAGAGGGAAGGAAAAUAAUGCAGAUUACCAGGACAGAUUGGCUAAGGUGGCACCAACAAUCAAAGAGCGCAUGGUGAAACAGGGAACAAUGAUGCUGGGGUACCAGCCACUGGAGGGACGAGUCAACUUUUUCCGCAUGGUCAUCCUUAAUCCCCAGCUCACCAAAAGAGACAUGAUCUUCUUCCUGGAUGAGAUAGAGAGGCUGGGAAAAGACCUGUAGUAGUUCCAGAACCAUGUCAUCACCUCCUUCUCCUCACCGUAAUUUCACUGUCUGACCAACCAGUCUAGGCAUUCUUAGGUCUACCCUUACUGUCUUUUCAAAUUAAACCUGCGUUACUUUUGAUUUUAUUUUGUCUGUGAGAUUUCAUGAUCUCACAACUGUCUAUGAUUAAGCUAGUAGUGGUUGCUUUAACCUCAGGAAAAAGCUUGUAGCUCUCGAAGUACAGUAUGAUGUAAUAUCUUAUAUUAUCUUAUAAUGGAUCCUGACAUUUACUGCACUUUAUUAAGCAAGCCUAACUUGAUUCAUGCCAGUGCAUAACAGGAAAUGGAAAUGGCAUAUCAGUUGUUACAAACUAUUGUGCUGAAAGUUUAAAUUUGAUGCUGUAAAGUUUAGUAUGUACAUUACGAUACUGGCAAAUGAUUAGAGAGGUAGAAUUACAUUUUUUUAAAUGUCCCAAGCAUAUGCAGCCAGUGUACUACCUUUAUGAAUAACAUAAGGAUAACUCAGAUCAAAAUAUUUAUUUGAUGUUGUUGAUCAGACUGUUUUUUAAGGUGGUAUUUUAAAGUUGACUGCAGUGGUCUCAGUAUUUUGAAGUUAUCAUUAGUUCAUUUUAAAGAGUUUUUUUCACAGUUUAUAGAAAAUGUGAGUAAUUUAAAGAGGGUACAGCUUCUAAGAUGUCUCUAAGAAUCAAUCACCAAUGUAUCAUUUUGGGGUUUUUUUCCCCAUCAGAAUUCAGAACUACCAACAAAUUCAGCCUGUCAAAUUAAAUCAACUGUGACUUUGGAACCUGUUACACAUGGUUAAAUUUCUAUAGUGCAGCAGGACUUGAUGUGUUUCCGAAGUGAACUGUGUGAUCUAAUUUCUUUUGUAGUCUUGCUAAUGGAUUCUGUGCAUGAGUGAGAGAAUUAAGUGUGACCAGAAGAGGUACCAAACUGUCUUAAUGCCAGAGGAGAUAACUGACAAAGUCCUCAUAUAAGCACCGCAUAAUUUUGUGUUAAAAUAAAUGUUUACCAUAGA
Molecule: messenger RNA, 2603 nt
Organism: Chanos chanos (milkfish)
Lineage: Eukaryota; Metazoa; Chordata; Actinopteri; Gonorynchiformes; Chanidae
Gene: csad
Product: cysteine sulfinic acid decarboxylase
Exons: 15
Coding region: 30-1586 (518 amino acids)
Biological process (GO): taurine biosynthetic process; carboxylic acid metabolic process
Cellular component (GO): cytoplasm
Molecular function (GO): pyridoxal phosphate binding; sulfinoalanine decarboxylase activity
Source: RefSeq, a predicted model, not a curated record